Messenger RNA from Acanthoscelides obtectus, 249 nucleotides. Lineage: Eukaryota; Metazoa; Arthropoda; Insecta; Coleoptera; Chrysomelidae. The record is from the annotation of a GenBank genome assembly.
AUGACGAAUUGGACGAAGCAUAAUGUUGAGGUAGCCACUAAGACAAAUAAGAACACACCAGAGGUUAUAAUUGGAACCUCUGAGAUAAUAGAAAUUGUUGAGAAAGAAUGUGAACACCCACGAGAAUGCUGUGAAAAAAAGGUACUUGUCCAGCAGAGGGCGAAGCACCAGAUUCAGAUACACGCCAUGAUGGAUUCGAACUUUUCCCAGAUAAAAAGAGGAAAUGAUCUGCGAGAAAGGCAAGAUUAA